Molecule: messenger RNA, 540 nt
Organism: Capsella rubella
Lineage: Eukaryota; Viridiplantae; Streptophyta; Magnoliopsida; Brassicales; Brassicaceae
Product: protein SKIP34
Exons: 1
Coding region: 45-320 (91 amino acids)
Source: RefSeq, a predicted model, not a curated record
AAUCCCAAAAAAGAAAUUGAUUUUUGUGUUAUCUCUUCCUAACGAUGUGUUACGGUCACAAUCAAUCGUUUUCAUCGCGUAACAGUCUCCGUCGCCGAUCGCACGACGAUUCAGUGGUUGACGAUCUCCGAGACCGGCUCGCGGAAACGGAGGCAAGGCUGAGACGAGCAAGGGCGAGAGAAGCUGAGCUAAGCCGUAGGUUGGAGCAUAUGAAGAGAUUCGUUUCGGUCAUGGAGAUCAUUGAGACUUUUCUGGAGCGGCGAUAUCAAGAGCAGAAAGAUCGAAUUGUUCGCCUUUUCUCUCCUGUAUCGACUACGUAAAAAGGGUGGAGCAGUCAUCUUCGUCUUCUUCUUCACCUUGCUUUGUUUCUCUUUUUUGGUGUGGUGAUCCCUUUACUUUUGAAUAUGUUCCCUUGUUUGUUUGUGUUUGAUAGUAUUAGUUUAAAAAAAGCAGCAGAUGUCUAAGAAUUGUAGAUUUUGUUUUGUUGACUACAAGGUAAGGUAAUAUGAAAAGCUAUGUGCAUAAUUUCCAUUUUGAUAA